CACGCGCGCGCGCACCAACAACACAGUCCUCUCAACCUUCAGAUCAGUACAUCCCACUAUGCUUUGCGAUGGUCUGACAAGUGGAUCCAAGAUGGCGUAGAAAGUAAAGCUAGACGUUUUGUCCCUGAGUCAUGGCGGACAGGAGAGCGGAGAAGUCAUGUGAAGAAGCCAGCAGAUCGUUAGCCAGGCGGGAGUACGAGGCGGCAGUCAGCCACAGCACGGAUGCCCUGGUGGUCCUUGCGCCGCCGGCCCCACCCUCCGGCGCCCCCGUCCCGCCGAGCUCCCCGUCCCUCGUUGCUGCUGCCGGACCCCUUCGCAGCCGAGCCCUGCUCUAUCGAAUUUCUGCCUUCUUGCAGCUGAAAAACUAUGACGAAGCAGAUGAAGACUGCAAACAUGUCCUUGCGGAGGAGAUUGCCAGAGGUGACGGGUCGCUUAAGGCCAGCUUGCGCUUCAUGCUGUUGGAUGGCAGCCUGCAGGAGGUGGCCAUCAUCCUCUCUAAAGCCCUGUAUGGGGAGCCAAUGAAUGGCAUUGUCGCAAAAGACCUCACCAGAUUAAAAAUGCUUUUCUCAGAGAUUGAGUUGAUAAAAAGGGAGAUGGCGCCUGAAUACACAGAAGAACAGGAGGAAGAGUUCCAAGAUGGCUGGCAAUUCCGGCCUCCCCCCCGAGGCGUCACCAGCAGUGAGGAGUACACCCUCUGUAAAAGGUACUUGGAGCAAGGUCUGUGUCGGUACGGGGCCCAGUGUACGUCGGCCCAUUCUCAGGAGGAGCUGAUGGAGUGGCAGAAGCGAUACGCGUCACGCCUCAUCCGCCUCAAACAGCAGCAGGAGAGCAAACACUUCACCGAGAGCUACAUGGAGACCCUGAUAGAGAAGUGGAUGAACUCCCUCUCCCCAGAGAAAGUGCUAAGUGACUAUUUAGAAGGAGUGAAUGUAGAAACGAGCUCCAGCCUCUCUGUGACCGUCACCACCAAAAAAUCUGCACACUCUUGGACCUUCUCCUUCUUGUGCAGGCCGCCUAGAAAGCUGUUCCGCAUCGCCCUGCUCUAUGAUGCGCACCGACCCCACUUCUUCAUCACAGGUGUGUCAUCCGGGGAGCGGCUGCAAGCUCUCCCCAACGGGUGCCAAGAGUGGACUCCCGGAGAGGAGGUCGCAGCAGACAACGGCCUUGACCACUGUGUGUACAACGUAGCGGUGGGCUUCAGCACGGAAAUAUUUGGGACCUUCCGACAGACCGUUGUUUUUGACUUUGGCUCGGAGCCUGUGCUGAUGAAGCGGAUCAUGGUGGAUGCGGCCUCUAUUGAAGACUUGGAGCACCUGAUGGCAGCCAGGCAGCAGCUCUUGAUCACCGCAAAGCGCUGGGACCCGUCCUGCAAGACCAUCGUGGAAUUCUGUCCAAAUGAAACAAUGGCCGACCUGGAGCGCAGCCUCCUUUCUCGCUAUCAGAUCCCUCUGUCGGCAGAUCAGCUGUUCACUCAGUCAGUCCUGGACAAGACCCUGACCAAAGACAACUACCAGGCCCGGCUACAUGACCUGCUCUACAUAGAAGAGAUUGCUCAAUACAAGGAAGUUAGCAAGUUUAACAUCAAAGUGAAUCUCCAGCUCGUCACCAGCUUCAUGCUGACAGGCAUCUCUGUCGGGGCCAAGUAUGCCCAGAACGGACAGCUCUUUGCACGCUUCAAACUCACUGAAACACUGUCUGAGGACACAUUGGCUGGACGGCUCGUGAUGACCAAGGUGAAUUCAGUCCUAGUGCUGCCAUUUGGCCGUGAUGGGAUCAGCAAUCAUCCGCCUCCUGGGGUCAAGGAGCGUGUUUACGAGGCUGUGAUCGAGGAGAAGACCAAGGACUACAUCUUCCUGAGGAUCUGCAAGAACUGCUGUGAUGAGCUCGGGCUGCUGCCCGACAGGGAACUACAGGUGGAGCUCCAGUUCCAGCUGAACAGACUGCCGCUCUGUGAGAUGCAUUACGCUCUGGAUCGCAUCAAAGAUAAUGGAAUCCUUUUCCCUGACAUUGGACUGGUCCCCACCAUCCCCUGGAGCCCCAACAGGCAGUGGGACGAGCAGCUGGAUCCCCGUCUGAAUGCCAAGCAGAAAGAGGCCAUCCUGGCCAUCACCACACCCGUCUCUAUCCCCCUGCCCCCGAUCCUCAUCAUCGGGCCCUACGGCACCGGCAAGACCUUCACGCUGGCGCAGGCUGUCAAGCACAUCCUGCGCCAGGACACCAGCAGGGUGCUGAUCUGCACACACUCCAACAGUGCGGCCGACCUUUACAUUAAGGACUACCUUCAUCCUUACGUCGAAGCAGGCAACGCGCAUGCCAGACCUCUCAGGGUGUACUUCAGGAAUCGCUGGGUGAAGACGGUUCACCCGGUGGUCCAACAGUACUGUCUCAUCUCCAACACACACGUCAAUUUCAAGAUGCCCACAAGGGAGGACAUCCUCAGGCACCGCGUGGUGGUGGUCACACUCAGCACCUCCCAAUACCUCUGCCAGCUCGACUUAGAGCCCGGGCUGUUCUCUCAUAUCCUUUUGGAUGAAGCGGCCCAGGCCAUGGAGUGUGAAACCAUCAUGCCUUUUGCUCUAGCCAGCAAGCACACCCGCAUCGUGCUGGCCGGAGACCAUAUGCAGCUCAGUCCGUUUGUGUACAGCGAAUUUGCGCGUGAGCGUAACCUGCACGUGUCACUGCUGGACCGGCUGUAUGAGCACUACCCCCCCGAGUACCCUUGUCGCAUCCUCCUGUGCGAGAACUACCGCUCUCACGAAGCCAUCAUCAGUUACACGUCUGAAUUAUUUUAUGAUGGGAAGUUAAUGGCAAGUGGGAAGCAGCCCUCCCACAAGGACUUCUACCCUCUGACCUUCUUCACAGCCAGAGGAGAAGAUGUCCAGGAGAAGAACAGCACUGCCUAUUACAACAAUGCAGAGGUAUUCGAAAUUGUUGAGCGGGUGGAAGAGUUGCGCAAGAAGUGGCCGGUGUCCUGGGGUAAACUGGACGACAGCAGUAUUGGAGUAGUGUCACCGUACGCCGACCAGGUGUUCCGCAUUCGCGCUGAGCUCCGAAAGAAGAGAAUGCACGAGAUCAGCGUGGAAAGAGUCCUGAAUGUCCAAGGCAAACAGUUCCGGGUGCUGUUCCUCAGCACGGUGCGGACGCGGCACACCUGCAAACACAAGCAGACGGCCAUCAAACGUAAAGAGCAGCUCGUUGAGGACUCGACAGAGGACCUCGACUAUGGAUUCCUCUCCAACUACAAGCUGCUCAACACGGCCAUCACCAGAGCCCAGUCCCUGGUUGCAGUUGUGGGAGACCCCAUUGCACUCUGCUCUGUUGGGCGCUGCAGAAAAUUCUGGGAGCACUUUAUCUCCAUCUGCCACGAAAACUCAAGUCUCCAUGGCAUCACCUUUGAGCAGAUCAAGUCUCAGCUGGAGGCCCUGGAGCUCAAGAAGACCUACGUCCUCAACCCAUUGGCCCCGGAGUUCAUCCCCCGUGCCCUCAGGCCGCAGCAAGGCCACCACUCUUCAUCGCAGGCCCUCCACCCCCACCAUCAUCCACAUCCUCAGCAUGCUCAGGCCGCCUCUAACAAGCAGGGUCCGCAACAACAACAACAACAACAACAACAGCAGCAGCAACAACAGCAGCAGCAGCAGCAACAACAACAGCAGCAGCAGCAGCAACAACAACAACAACAGCAGUCCCCCCCUAAGGGUAAACAUGCAAACCACACAGAGCAUCUUCCGCCUGAAGGAUAUGCGCAAGCCAACCCAGCUGUGUUGAUGGGAAACCCUAUUAGGGCAUUCACGCCACCCUUGGGUGGCCCACCAGCUGCCAUGGGCAAGUCACCCAGUCCUGUUCAGAGGAUCGAUCCUCAUACGGGCGCCAGCAUCCUCUACGUCCCCGCUGUGUACGGUGGCAACAUGGUCAUGUCUAUGCCCCUGACUUUGCCUUGGCCAGGUUACCAGAAUCGAUUCCCCGUAGACCCUCGGAUCAUGAGCCACCCGGCAGCCAUGGCCUACAACUUCAAUCUGUUGCAGGCCCAAAAUCGAGGCUCCCCCAUCCCAUACAGUGGGGUGGCCCACCCCACUCAUCUAGGAAUAGGCCAGCCCAGCCCCGACAAGGAGCUGCAGGCAGACCCCAUCAGAAAUGACUUUUUAGGCAAAUUAGAAGGAUGUCCAAAGUCCGAACAGAGCCGUCUUCAGACACCAGAGAGGAAAAGCACCGACAUGAAGGAAAAGCAGGGAGAUUUAGACUCGGGCCAGAGCCGAAGUCUAGAUCCUCAGCCAGACGGGCUCGUUGGAUUUCCCAAUUCGCUGCUCCAUCGAAAAGAUCCCACCGCUGCUCAAAGACCCCUCAACUAUCACCUGGCACCACCCAACCAAGCUUUCCCUCCACACCCUGCCAGUGGAAGGGCCUUCCCCCCACAGUACCCGGUCUCUAGGCUUCCUUAUCGGGUUGGCCAGCCUCAGCACCCAGGGAUGGCCCCGCCGAGUCAGCAGCAGCAACAGCUCAGCCCCGCCUACACCGGAGGCACCCACAACGCUUCCUUCUUCAUCGGCCCCAUACCUUCUCACAGGGCUGUCCAAUCGCCCACAUUGGAUGGGCCCGCGCCUGGAGGGGUGGAAGACAUGAGUAGCUCCAUUCGGACUCCAAUGGGCCACCCGGGGAGUCAUCACCCGGGGCUGUCACAGCAUAACCGCGUCAACAGCUUUGGGGAGGACGGACAGGAUGUCGGCCUUGGAGAUAGUUUGGAAAAUAAAUGCCGCCAACUGACUGCAACUAAUCACACUGUUCCCCUUUUAGACCUGCAGGGCCCCCUGGCUUUAGAGGCCCUGAGCCAGCAGCAGCAGGCAGCCAGACUGGGCCAGUGGGGGGAGGCGGCGGGCCCUUUUCUCCAGGGUAGCGUCCCCUUCCCUCUUCCCCAGCAGCUUGCCCACCUUGCUCAGCCUGGCAUGGCUCGCUUCCCCCCUCAGCUACUCCAGACAGCCAAUUGGGGCCUGAGUGCGAAUAUUGAGGAUGAAGCUGUCUCUUCUGCUUCCACAGGACCACCUUUCACCAGGUACCCGGGCCUUUUGAGAGAGCUUCCCCCACAGGAACAACCUGAACCCAGGGAUGCAAUCGAGAUGCAGCCCCCACCUCAAUCCCGUCUCCUUCAGUACCGUCAGUCCCAGUCCCGUGCCUCAGGUGACCCUUCAUCCACUUUAGCUGCCACCCCUAAUCACGCUAGUCCUUUCCCAUCAGGACCCUAUUCACAUGACGCAGGCCGCGAUCUCCUUAGCGACAACCCUCUCAACAACCCAGCUCUGCAGCAGCAGCAUCCGGGAAACCCCCUGUAUAAUACUGGUAGCUACCCACAUCAGCAACCAACCCACUCUGCCGGCAACCCUUCAUCCCAGGUCAAAUACCUGCUGCAGGAGGCCCAGUGGCCUCAUGGUGGAGCUGCGUCAGUAAGCCCACCGCAGCAGAACCACCUGUUGGGGAACCAGGCCCACGGCCUUCCUUAUGGACUGCCCAUCAUGGCUCAUCCCAGCAGGCAGGAGCAGGUCCACCUGAUGCAACUUCACCAGCAGCAGCAGCAGCAGCAGCAGCAGCAGCAGCAGCAACAACAACAACAACAACACCAUCAUCAACAACAGCACCAUCACCACCACCACCACCACCAACAACACCACCACCACCACCAACCACAACAACAACAACCACCACUGCAACAGCAACCACAACAACAAAGUCAAGUUCCAGAUCAGGAAAGCUACCACCCACUUUCCCCCAGAACAUCAGCAGCCACAGCCCUUCACAAUGUAGAUGAGUAUGAACCCCGAGGUCCAGGCCGGCCUCUCUAUCAGCGUCGCAUCUCUUCUAGCUACCCAGAGGAAUCGUCUCCAGCCAACGCCCACAACGCCCUGUCCCAACAGCAACAGCCCUGUACGUCAGACAUCCAGGACCAUGCCCAUCAGCACAUACAGCAUCAUCAGCACCCGCAUGCCCCCUACGGUUACCCCUCACAUGACCUCUGGCCCAGCAACGGUGGGGGUCCCGGCUCGUUCCAGAACAUUCCAUGUAAUGGAGCCGGUACACUCAGUCAGCACCGGGACCUUUUGGCUUCCAAGGCCCUACGUCAGUCGGAGGAACAGGUGAAGGCUGAGGUCACAGCAGCACAGCAGACGCACCCACACCCUCUCAACUCACUUCAGCAUCUUGGACAGUUUCCCCCUCUCAUGCCCAAAAACAAGCAGCAGCAACAACAGCAACAGCAACAGCAGCAGCAACAACAACAACAACAACAGCAACAACAACAGCAGCAGCAGCAGCAACAACAACAACUGCAGCUGCAACAACAACAACAGCAGCCACCACCUCCCCCGCCGCCACCCCCACCACCCCCGCCGCAGGCUCCCACGGAGGCUAGCCAGGGGGCUCCAAAUUUAAGCAAGCCACCGACCAUGUCCUAUGCCAGCGCCCUCCGUGCUCCACCCAAACCCCGAGCUGUUCGCCCUGAACAGGUCAAAAAGAACAGCGACCCUCUCUCCCUCUUACAAGAGCUGAGUAUAGGAAGCUCAAAUGGUAGCAAUGGGUACUAUUCCUACUUUAAAUGAGUGUAACCCCUCCCACAUAUUAAGCAAGUAAUGACAUAAAACUAAACAAAAACAAAAAAAAGGUAAAACUUAAACUCAAAAAAAUAUAGUGCAAAGUGCAUUUACAAAUUGUUUCUAUAGUAGGUUUUUUCUGCAUUUUGUUUCAUUUUAACUUUUUAUUUGUAACAGUCAUCUCUUCUCCUGUUUCACAUAUCUGUGACGAAAAUAAGUAUAUAUAAUAAAUGCAUUACCGGUAUAUAUACAUAAAAAUUAUGUAUAUAUGAAUAUAUACUAUAUAAUCUACACUUGUAUAUGUACGUAAUGCUAAAACAAAAGUUAUAAAAAAAAUAAAAGAAUGAAACAAAUAAAAAAAAAGUUUGGUUGACCACUAAGCUACCUGCAUAUUUUUCCUAAUUGAAGUUAGUUUUGUUGGUUACUAAAUAAGUAUGUUGACGUUUUUAUCAUUUUGUAUUCCUCCAUUAUGAGUGGACGUUACGUCUUUUUACAUACUACUGUAGUUGUGAUAACGAACAAAAGCUAAGUGGUCAACCGACACAAACUACAUGGAAAAGUGUAUAGAAGUAGAUCAAAUUUCCUCUAAUCUGUAAAUAUAAAGAAAAUAAAAGACUGAAUUGUAUGCCACAGACAUGUCCUUAAAUUCCUGUAUCAUGCUAGCUUUUGCAUUAUGAAUUAUUUUGUUUGUUGGCGUCUGAUCCUUAAUUCUUAGACAUCCUUGGAAUAGCUGGGAAUUCUUUUCAGUGAUUUAGUAGUAAAUGUGAUUAUUUACUUUUUAACUAAAUACAAUAGAAAUAUUGGUGGCGUAUUUUACUUUUUACCAAUUUCUCAUCGGCAACAAAAACGAGUGUGAAAAUGUCAGAUUUGCAGCAACCCGGUCAUUCCUCUUUUGCUGGUUUUAAGGAUCAGAGAACACCAGACAUCACUGUCUAUGAUUAGAACGGCUUCGCUUGUGGCCGAUGCGCAGACAUUUUAUUUUGUUGUAUCUUUUUUUUCCUUUUUUGUCUUUGUGUCAGCAAAAAUCUUCAACGCAGAAUUGUUUUCAAUGACUGUUGAAGGAUGUUUGUCACUAAUUGCUGUUGAGCUUUUGUUUUUUUAAAAAGGUUGCCGUACUCUGAAGGUUUGUGAAAGUGAAGCGAGGGCGGUGAGGUCAGUGGUGUGUCAUGAUGGGUGAGUUGAAACUGAGGGUGAGAUCAACACUGCCUGUCAGUCAUUUUUGAACAAGCUAAUUGUAAGCAUUCUUUUGGUUAAAUCUGAAGUAUGUUGAAACUGUAGAUUCACAGUAAAUACACAUCGUUAAUAAACUAGUGUUUGUGGCCUUUU
Molecule: messenger RNA, 7898 nt
Organism: Gasterosteus aculeatus aculeatus (three-spined stickleback)
Lineage: Eukaryota; Metazoa; Chordata; Actinopteri; Perciformes; Gasterosteidae
Source: RefSeq, a predicted model, not a curated record